Molecule: messenger RNA, 6884 nt
Organism: Diaporthe batatas
Lineage: Eukaryota; Fungi; Ascomycota; Sordariomycetes; Diaporthales; Diaporthaceae
Exons: 4
Coding region: 128-2104 (658 amino acids)
Biological process (GO): mitochondrial lysyl-tRNA aminoacylation
Cellular component (GO): mitochondrion; cytoplasm
Molecular function (GO): tRNA binding; lysine-tRNA ligase activity; ATP binding
Source: RefSeq, a predicted model, not a curated record
CUCUUUCUUGCACACCUCGACGAGCUCUUUCUACCUCGCUUGGCACGAGCUGUGUUUUCUGCAGAUUUUUGUGCCCUCAGAACCAGCGCCUUGUCGCGCUCUUGCUUUACACGGGCACUGGCUCAAAAUGGCGCCAUCUCUGCAUUUCCUGCGUCCGUAUGCCUUCCAGCCACUGGCGCCAGGGCCGUCGCCUUCCGGCUCUGCGUAUCUACGAUUCUACGAGCUGGCAAGGCGCAACUCCCGGGCUGUAUGCCAGAGGUAUAGCUCCAACGCACCGCCCAAGACGAUCAGCACCAUCAGGUCGAACUCUCCUCGGGUGAAGCGCGAUGUAGAAACGUACAACCCCGAGGACCGCGGUGCCCUCACGGCGGCACGGGUCAAGCAGCUCCAAAAGGCGCACGCCCUGUUGUAUCCGCGGUUGAAACGCUAUGCGAAACCUCUUACGAUAUCCAACUUUAGAAAGCAAUAUGAGGAUCAGAUGAUAGGCCCAUCGCAAGUUCUUGGUGACAUCGUGACGGUUGGCGGUCGCGUGACCUCGAUCAAUCAGCUCGGUAACAAGCUGGCCUUUGUCAGGCUCAUCGAGGAUGGCAAGAUGGUUCAGGGUGUCUUGAACAUCAACAAGCUAGUAGACGGCACGGAAAUGAGGCAGUUCGCCGAACAGGUCCGCCUCAUCAAAAGAGGCGACCAUGUCUCAAUAACCGGACAGCCCACGCGCACGCAGGCAGGGGAGCUUUCCAUUGAAGCUAUACACCUUCCACAGAUCGUCUCGCCUGGCUUAGCACCGCUCCCGUACAAUCUUCCUGAGGAAGCCAGGAUGAACCAACGGCAUCUUGACCUCCUUGUCAACAAGAAAGCUGCAGACACUCUGCGCCUGAGAUCGUGUGUGAUCAGAGAGCUGCGAAAAUGGCUCGAGACCAAGCUGGAGUGCUCCGAGGUCUCAACCCCUAUCUUGGCUGCUAAUGCCGGUGGGGCCGUGGCCCGGCCAUUUACGACCAACGCCACUGAAUUUCCAGAGAAGCAGCUGGCGCUGCGCAUAGCACCCGAGCUUUGGCUCAAGCGGCUGGUUGUUGCCGGCUUUGACAGGAUAUACGAGAUCGGCCCGGCGUUCAGGAAUGAAGGCCUCGACCUGACUCACAACCCGGAGUUCACCAUGUGCGAGUUCUAUGUCUCAAACAUCAACCUCGAGCAGAUUAUGCAAGAAACCAGGGACAUGUUCUUUGAUCUUGCCAACGCUGUUGCCAAGUUCAAGGACGAGCACGACCUCUCGACUCUGAGGCCCCUCGAUCCGAAAUUGUUCUCCAGGGAAUGGCUGGUGAUCGAUUUCAUCCCCGCCAUCAACAUGGCACUUGGGAGCCCACUUCCCAAGUUGGACGAUAACCCAAAUGCCGUUCAGGAGAUCAUCAAGCUUCUCGAAGAUAAGGGCAAAGACUGGCACAAGUCUCUGCCCCCAAACCCAUCCCUUCCGAAACUCCUCGACCGCAUUGCAGGUGCAGUCCUCGAGCCGCAGUCCAAGGGCAGGCCAAUCUUCAUUACAAAACACCCAGCCUGCAUGUCGCCACUGGCUAAAACCUUCACCGACCCCUUCACAAAGCAAUUCGUCUCCGCCCGAGCCGAAGUCUUCUUCGACGGUAACGAACUGGCCAACAUGUACGAGGAGGAGAACAGCCCCUACGUGCAGAGGCUCAAAUUCGUCGACCAGGCCAAGGCGAAGCUGGCCCAGCAGCAGAACGCAGCGCCGGGCGAACAGCCGCUCGGCGACGAGGACGACGAGCCAGCGCACUUCAUCGACGAGCAGUACAUCUCGGUGUUGGAGUCUGGCCUGCCGCCCACGGCCGGCUGGGGGUGUGGCGUGGACCGGCUGGUGAUGAUGUUCACGGGCGCGGGCAGGAUCAGCGAGGUGUUGCCCUUCGGGAACCUGAGGAACGUCGUCGGGCUCGCGUCGACUGGCCCGCAGAACCAAGAGCGCAAGAAGGGAGAGGAGAGCGUCGCGGACCUUGCUCACCCUGACGAUGCGGCUGCGACGACCGAACACCCAGCAGGCGCCAAACGUGAGAAGCGUGCCGCGGACGAGGCGUUGAGUUAUAUCAUGGGUGACAGCCCGUAAGGCCGGUUCUGGCACCUGAGCAAUUUUGAGGUGUGGGCUCAACAGUAAGGGCGAACCCGCGGCUGAUACUGCUCUGCGGAAUGAGCAUGCUGGGGGGACCUCUUCCCUGAUCAUCGUUGACUCAUGAAGAUAUGCGACUGCGGCGAAUUGACUGGAUGCGAAGCAUAUAGUUAGAUAUAUACCCCCGCUCAACUGUAAUGUUUAGAUUAAGACAUAGAUUCGGUUCCUCGAGCACGCAAGUGGCACGCACGCAUUUUGUCGGAUAUCCCUAAAACCUCGGCAAGGAAUCCUUUCUUGUCACUUCCAAGUCAGGUCAGGUGGAAUGGAAGAUCGUCUCCCGUCCCUUCUAUCGCCACGAUGAACCUCCACGACCCCUUGACCACACCUCGGGCUCGCGCUAUAUAAUUCGGGACAAGCAUCAGCCUGCGCCUUGUUCCUGCCCGCCCGCGACGUCCAAGUCGUCUUCGGCAUCGGCGUCUAUGGCCACGCACGCGCCAGCCACUAUUGCCAUCACGAAGAUACACACCAUCGACAGCACAUACACGGCGUGGACGCCCAACGGGAGCCCGAGGAGCAGCAGAGUCGAAGCCAGGCACCCGAAAGCCGCAUCCGCAGGGUACAGGAUGAGCGACAGGAAAAGGCCAGAGCCGUCGGAGAUGGCUUUGGAGACGUAGGCGGCCGCGCGCAGACAUUCCAGUAUGACAGGGGCCAGUACCGCGCCGGCGGCGCCGGCCCCGCCGCCGUACGCCCGGGGCUCCCCGCGGAGGGUGAAGCGGGUGAGGUCGAUGUGCCGGCCCCCGGGGAGGACCUGCUCCUCGGCCGCCUCGGCCGCGAACGCUGCGGCCAUGACUGCCAACAUCGACCAGAUCGCAACCGCACAGACGGCUGCGAGGCGCGCCGGCACGUGGCUGUCGCCCUUGCGGUCCGCCUUGGCCUGUAGCGACUUGACUGCGUCCGUCGUCUCUCGGACGAGCGCGGCGGCGGCGGCAUUGAGCUCCGCGUCGGUCCUCCGGGCGACGACGCCGCCGCGGAGACCGCCCUCUGGCCCUGACCCGGCCCUGUUCAGCUUCAGGAGGUCCUCCGCGGCAGAGAGGUAGGCGCAUAUGACGUGGGAGAUCUCGGGCGUCGUGUCCCCGCACCGCAGGUCGCGGGCCUGAGCGAUCAGGGCGUCCUUCCUGUCGUGGAGGGGCCGCCUUGUGCCCUGGUUGUCGGGCCCUUUCUCCGCCGCCGGUUCUGGUGGUGGUAGCGGCGGUCGUGGCUGGCCGUCUGGGGUGGUAUCUGGGUCCCUGCGUGGUUUGUGCGGCUCAUCGCCGGAUGUCACUCCUGACAAUGCCACGGGCCCCUCGGCUCUGGCUUGCCUCUUUCUCUUUCGCAGCUUGUAGAUCGCGUCUAGUGCUUGGGCGCAGAGUACGAGGAAGCCGGUGAAGGCGACGGCGGUGGAGGCUUGGAGUAGCCUGUCUACCAUGAAUUGGCAAGGCAUUUUGGACGGUUUGGGAUUGUUUUGAAAGAUCUGGUAUUGUCAAACCAUGUUUACCUUGUCGCAAGGGUGGCCGGGAGCAUAUUUAUGACUGGCGAGGCUGCCAAGGGACGGAAUGCAGUCUGUUUGGCUGCCCUCACAUUCGGCCUUACCUAGGGAGAGGAAGUAAAAUGUCUCAAGCGAUCUAGGAGGACUGCAAGGCAGCCUGCCACCAGAAAAAGGCCAUAAUCUCAUGCGAAGUCACCUGGGAAGGAUUCCUUCAUGACCUAAACUGGGGACCAUGUUGUGGCUUGUAGCAAGUAUGAAAUAUAGCAAUUCUUAUGCCCGCGAGCUCCCGAUAAUUGAUCAAGACGGAUCAUCAGCCCGAACCGUGACAGCCCUCGACUACCCUCUAGCAUACCCCCAGCUGAGAUCAUCAAGUUCAUACAAUUAUCUCUCCUCAUCUGAACCCUGUUCAUCAACGACUUCCCACCGGCUCGCGAUCUCAUCAUAAGCCGAGGAACCGAUCGAGGACACGGCCGCCAUGCAGGUUGUGGCAAUCAAACCCACAGUUGCCAUCAAGCCCGCAGCCAGUGCACCCCGGUGGACCCCGAGGGCCAACAGCGGCACCGCCAUGCUGAUCGCAACGCCGGCGGGAUACGCAAAGGACAGCCUGACCUCCUCGUCGUCGGUGAAGCGGCGCACGAGGGCGGGCACGGCGAGGUUCACGACCCCCGACGCGACAAGGGCCACCACGAUCAGGCGGGGCGGCAUGGUCCCCGCGUCGGAUUCCGGGCUUGCACAGGCGGCGAUAAAGGUGACGGCGGCGGUGUCGUCCCCGCGGACGACCGGCGGGUAGGCCAGCGGGCACCUCUCGGCGCUGUACGCCGCGACCGCGGUCCAGGCCGCGGCCAGCGACAGGCUCCCCGUCAGGAAGACCGCGGCGAGCCCCGGGCGCCUGGUCACGUCCCCGAGCGCCCCGAGCGAGGCGGUCUCGGCCGCGGCGUGCUGGACGAUCCUCCCGGCGGCGAGGUUGAGCCCUUGGUCGGUCAUCCUGACGUUGGUGGUGGUGCUCCCACUGCCGCGCGGCCCGCGGUGCAGCAUCAGGAGGUUCCCUGCGGCGGAUAGGUAGGCGCACACGGCGCUGGUGAUCUCCGGUGUUGUGUCCAGCGGCCUCGCCGCCUGGAACUCAGAGUUCAGGAAGUCCAUCAAGUCGUCGAGGAGCCUCGUGGGCGCUUCCCUGCAAUCUGCUCCGGGGGGCUCCGGGCCUGGCUCUGCGUCCACGCGUCCGGACGGCUGGCUGGUCGGAUGUGUAGGCUCCUGGGCCUCGUCGUCGGUGGUCACUUCUGAUAGCUUGACGAGUCUGUCGACAGUGCCAUCGGGCUUUCCACGGAGCCGGAAAAUGGUUUGUGCAACGAGUGAGAGGAAGCCUACGCACGCGAUGGUGCAGCUGGCCCAGAAAACUGUCGAGAGCCCCUCCGGCGACGGCAUUUUGAAUUGUGUGGGAUCAUCAGAAAGAGUCUCUACCGCUAUUCUUGGCCAGAGGGGUGGUGGUAUAUUUAUGACCGAUGAGGCUGUCUAGGGACGGAAUGCAGUCAGCCAAAUGCCAGUUCAAAUCAGCCUCGUCCAGGGAGGAGCUCCUUGUCUCAAAGCCAUUUGGGCGCAGCCGCAAGGCAACCUCUCAUUAAGGAGAGACAUGACAAAAAUCCCCAAAGCAGGGAGUCAUGGUGCGGCUCGGAGCAAGGCCGCCACCAACACGGCCUAUGCCUGCAAGCUACACUCGUGCGUGUGACUUUGCUCGCUUGUAGGUGAUGAGAAAGCGUCCAUCAAGCAGAAGCAUCGACGAGGCCCGGCGGAACGUCUGUCCCAGCCCUUCUCGCCUCGACCCACUGCCCCAGCUCCCUCCAGAUCCUCUCCUUCUCAGCCGGCCCCAGCGUCGCCGCAAGCCCGCUCGUAGAGCUCGACACAAACACCCUUGCACCCCUCCAGCAGUCCCGGUACUCGACCCCGUCGAUCUUCUCAGCCUCAUCCACCUCCCCGACGCCCAUAUUCUCCCCUUCAUCCUGCCACCCAUACCGGAACUCAUGCUUCGCAACAGCCCGCCCGUGGCGUACCCGCCACACAGACUCCCAGAUGCUCUUGCCCACCACGACAACAACCUCGGGCCUCCACCGGCGCACCUUGUCCUCCAGGGCGCCCACGCCGUCGUCCAUCUCGGCCUUGCUCAGCUCGGCGCCGUUGCGGCUCGGGCGGGACACGAUGUUAGUGAGGCCCAGGCUGAACCGCUCGGGCAAGGAGCGGUCCUCCUCGGCGGUGCAGCGCACGGGGAGGACGCCGGACGAGUACAUCAGCUUCCAGAACAGGUUGCUGGGGUGGUUGUAGGCGUGGCCGGUCUGGGCGGUGCGCACGCCCGGGUUCAGGCCGCAGAAGAGGGCGAGGAGGUUGGGCGCCAGGGCGUCGGGGAGGGGUGGGAGGUGGGCGUAGACGCUGGGGGGCUGGUAUCCUGAUUUUGGCCUCUUCCUCUUCUUGGGCCUGGUGGUUUUGGUGUUGCCGGGCGUGGGUGUUGAUGAGGGCGAUGAGGAGUCGGCUGCGGCUGCCUCUGCUGCCUCCGCCUCGGUUGAGCCAUCUGGGAGGGUUGGGACGAGGGUGGCAUUGCCUGAUAGGGCGGCAGCCUUGCGCUUCCUGGUUCCGCUCUCUGAUUUCACAGGAGUGGAUGAGAGACGGGUACUUCGACGGGGUGGUGUUUGUGCUGCCAAUGGCGACUGUGGCGACUGCGGCUCUGCCUUGAACCUGAAGUUGUCCAUAUUGAGUCUGCCGCUGAAUGAUGACUGAGGGGGCGGGACCGAGAUAUUGGCCGUCUCAUGGACGUGAGAUGCCAUGCUGCCUGACUUGGUGUGAGUCGGUCCCGGCUAUUUACUGGCCGUUCUCAAGUUGGGUUGAGUAUUGUGAGCGAUGCUCUGUGGACCAUGCGUGCACCAUGUGAAGUCGAGACACCAAAGGUCCAGCCUGGUGUCAGUGGUCCUUUACAUUUCAAUUUCAGCUCCUCGAUGUGCUACGUGGUUUGGAUGAACAUUUGUCUGCUAAAAUCCUCCGCCAUGCCACUAACCACCAGUGACUGGUGUUUUCAGGGCUGACUGACAGAUGUCUGCUCGUGUUUGUCGGCGAGCUCUGGUCUCUCACAUGCAGCUCCGGGCUCUCAGACGGUCGGUUGGCAGGUCAGGACAGAAAUGACUUGGGCAUCAACAAAUGACAGGCAGACAAAGGCGAGAUUCUGUAUCCGGCUUCUAGACGUCUGGUAGCUCGUAUUCCGUGCGCAGGGUGUUG